Molecule: messenger RNA, 1821 nt
Organism: Fonsecaea multimorphosa CBS 102226
Lineage: Eukaryota; Fungi; Ascomycota; Eurotiomycetes; Chaetothyriales; Herpotrichiellaceae
Exons: 1
Coding region: 1-1821 (606 amino acids)
Biological process (GO): maturation of SSU-rRNA
Cellular component (GO): preribosome, small subunit precursor; cytosol
Molecular function (GO): ATP binding; protein serine/threonine kinase activity
Source: RefSeq, a predicted model, not a curated record
AUGUCAAGUGAACCCACCAGAGGCAUUGCAGACGGCCUCACUCCUUCCCACACAUAUGUACCAAACCAAGGCUACGUAAGUGCGGAUGUAGCACCGCCCCGCAGAAGAAUAGCGCUGGGCCAAUUUAUUCAAGAAGAUGAUGACGACGACGUGGAAGACGAUGAAGGUGCAGAUGCAGAGGAAGACGACGAUGGUGAAGAGGACCUGUACGCCGAAGCAGUGGACCGUGACCAGGUCCUGGAUCCUGAGGACCUCGCAAACUCUAAUCCCGCCGACCUGACAAAAGCAUAUAACCGCCGAAGACGCCUCGAUGAAGCAACUUCAAACCCGAGCAUACCCUCAUGGCAGUAUCCCAAAGCAAACCCCCAGCAAAAGUCGUCUCAAGGAUCAGCCGCCAACAUGCCCCGCGCAAUGGAUGCACUCUGGUUUCUCGAAAUGGACGAAGUCGACAACCGCCCUCCCACCAACAAAGACAAGAGCGAACGGGCGACGGCAGAGCAAGUCCUGGACCCCAAAACUCGCAUGAUCCUCUUCUCGAUGAUCCAGAAGGGCAUCGUCUCCGAGGUGCACGGGACCAUUUCCACAGGGAAGGAAGCAAACGUCUACCACGCCGUCGCCGCGUCUGAGGAUGACUCCCAAGAAGACACCCACGUCGCCAUCAAGGUGUACAAAACCGCCAUCCUGGUCUUCAAAGACCGCGAAAAGUACGUGACCGGCGAACAUCGGUUCCGCAAGGGACACAGAACCAAGGACAACCGCGCGAUGGUGAAGAUGUGGGCGGAGAAGGAAAUGCGAAAUCUCAAGAGAAUUCAUGCAGCGGGGAUCCCUUGUCCUGAGCCGCUCUACCUUCGACGGCACGUCCUGGGCAUGAACUUUAUUGGGAACGGCAAAAAGGGCAAAGCGGCACCUCGGCUGAAAGACUUGGAGUUUGAGGGCGAAGACGAAAGAGCGACGAGGUGGCGGACAAUCUACAUUGACGUGGUGGCGUACGUGCGGAUCAUGCUGCAGGUCUGCCACCUCGUCCACGCCGACUUGAGCGAGUACAACAUCCUGUACCACGAGGACAAGCCCUACAUUAUCGACGUGAGCCAGAGCGUGGAGGGCGACCACCCGCGAAGCCUGGAUUUCCUGCGGAUGGACAUUAAGAACGUGACCGACUUCUUCCGCCGGAAGGGCGUCAACGUGCUGUCGGAGCGAAAGAUGUACGAGUUCGUCACGAAACCCGAGGCUACUACUACUACUGGCGACCAGGGUCCGCAGAUGGACGAGCUGCGGAAGGAACUCGACAGAGUGAUGGCGGAGCGCACGGAAGACGACGACGAAGAAGACGAGGUCGACAACCAAGUCUUCCGCCAGCAGUAUAUCCCGCAGACGCUGGACGACGUGUAUGACGCGGAGAGAGAUGCAGAAACACUGCAGACACAAGGGCGAGCGGCGCUGGUGUACAAGGACCUGCUGGCGCCGCUGCGAAGCGAAGACGCGCCCGCGGCGGUGGAGUCCACACCCGUCACGCUGCCGGGCGAUGGACGUCAAGAUCCCGACGAAGAAGGCGAGGGCGGUGCACCUCUCCGCUCCGACGCAGACGCCUCAGACGCCUCCGCCGCAUCCAAAGACGACGACUCGGACGUCUCGGACUCCACCUCGUCCUCGUUCUCGCCGUCGCGCCCGCGCGGCAAGCGGUUCCAGGAUAAAGAGGAGAAGCGGCAGCACAAGCAGAAGGUCAAGGAGGAGAAGCGCGAGAAGAGGUCCCAGAAGAUGCCAAAGGCCACCAAGAAGAAGUUGGUCAAGGAGUCGGCGAGGCAUCAGCGGAGUAAGCACUGA